UGUGUGCGUGUGUGUGUGUGUGCGAGGCGAAGGGGAGGGGGCUCUCUCUGCGUGUAAGGGGUGGGCGAGAGCAGUGCGAUGGGAGCGGGCGCCCGUGUGCAGAGGGAUCCUCUCCCCGCAUGUGUGCGGAGGACCGCGGCGGCGGGGCAGGGCUCGGUGGGGCGCUUGCUGCAUGCGGCGGAGCUCGCUGGGCUACCGCAGCGCCGGGCAGCGCCUCCGCUCCGCACCCGGCGCCGCCGGGAGGUGCUGGCCCCGGGGAAGGGGGGCUCCGCGGAGCUGCCGGCGGGGAGACCUCGAGGGGAGAGCAGCGGAGCGCGGCGGGGCCGCGGCGACCCCGGGCCGCCGAGAUUCUUUAUCUUUGUUCAGGAGCCUAAGGUUGCUUGCUGAUCACAAGAAGAUGUUUCUGUGGCUCUUUCUGGUUCUGUCAUCUCCAGUUUCUUCUACAACUGCAGAUGCUGAUAUAUCUGUGGAAAUUUGCAAUGUUUGCUCCUGUGUGUCAGUUGAGAAUGUACUUUAUGUCAACUGUGAGAAGGUUGCAGUCUACAGACCAAAUCAGCUUAAACCACCAUGGUCUAAUUUUUACCACCUAAACUUUCAAAACAACCUGCUAAUUAUUCUAUAUCCAAAUACCUUUCUUAAUUUCACACAUGCAGUGUCCUUGCAAUUGGGUAAUAAUAAGUUACAGAACAUUGAGGGAGGGGCCUUUAUGGGUCUUAGUGCAUUAAAACAGUUGCACUUGAACAACAAUGAAUUAAAGAUUCUCCGAGCUGACACUUUCCUGGGCAUAGAGAACUUGGAGUAUCUCCAAGCUGACUACAAUUUAAUCAAGUUUAUUGAACGGGGAGCCUUUAAUAAGCUUCACAAGCUGAAAGUCCUCAUCCUUAAUGACAAUCUGAUUUCAUUCCUUCCCGAUAAUAUUUUUCGAUUUGCUUCUCUAACCCAUCUGGAUAUACGAGGGAAUCGAAUACAGAAGCUUCCAUACAUUGGAGUCCUGGAACACAUUGGGCGAAUUGUCGAAUUACAGCUGGAAGACAACCCCUGGAAUUGUACUUGUGAUUUGUUGCCCUUGAAAGCAUGGCUGGAGAACAUGCCCUAUAAUAUCUACAUUGGAGAAGCUAUCUGUGAAACUCCCAGUGACUUGUAUGGAAGGUUGCUGAAAGAAACCAACAAGCAAGAGCUGUGCUCCAUGGGGACAGGGAGUGAUUUUGACGUGCGUGUUCUACCUCCCUCGCAGCUGGAGCCUGGUUACAGCACACCGAAUGGCCACACGACUCAAACAUCAGUGCACAGAUUAGUCACAAAGCCUCCGAAGACUACAAAUCCUUCAAAGAUCUCGGGGAUAGUAGCUGGCAAAGCGCUGUCUAAUCGCAAUCUCAGUCAAAUUGUAUCUUAUCAGACCAGGGUGCCUCCUUUAACUCCUUGCCCAGUCCCCUGCAUUUGCAAAACACAUCCUUCAGACUUGGGAUUAAGUGUAAAUUGCCAAGAAAGAAAUAUAGAGUCAAUGGCUGAACUCCUACCAAAACCUUUAAAUGCCAAGAAAUUGCACGUAAAUGGCAACUAUAUUAAGGAUGUGGACACUACAGAUUUCAUUGAGUUUGAGGGGCUAGAUUUACUACAUUUAGGCAGCAAUCGGAUUUCGGUGAUCAAAGGAGAAGUUUUCCGCAACCUUACAAAUUUACGGAGAUUGUAUCUCAAUGGCAAUCAGAUUGAGCGUCUGAGCCCAGAAAUGUUUGCUGGCCUCCACAACUUGCAGUAUCUGUAUUUGGAAUACAAUGUCAUCAAAGAAAUCUUAGCAGGCACUUUUGACUUGAUGCCAAAUUUGCAGUUGCUCUACCUGAACAACAAUCUUCUACGCAGCUUGCCAGCAUACAUAUUUACUGGGGCACCGCUUGCCAGGCUGAAUCUGAGGAACAAUCAUUUCAUGUACUUACCUGUAAGUGGUGUUCUUGAUCAGCUAAAAUCUCUUACACAAAUUGAUUUGGAAGGUAAUCCGUGGGACUGCACUUGUGAUUUAGUUGCUUUAAAACUGUGGCUUGAAAAACUAAAUGAAGGUAUUGUGGUGAAGGAAUUAAAAUGUGAAACACCUGUACAGUUUGCUAACAUUGAACUUAAGUCUCUGAAAAAUGAGAUCCUCUGUCCUAAACUUUUAAACAAGCCAUCUGCUCUGUUCACUAGUCCUGUGCCCGCUGUCUCUUUUACUACACCACUGGGACCAGUUCGGAGUCCUCCUGGUGGCCCAGUUCCAUUGUCCAUCCUAAUCUUAAGCAUAUUAGUUGUGCUUAUUUUAACAGUGUUUGUUGCUUUUUGUCUUCUUGUUUUUGUGCUUCGUCGCAACAAAAAACCAACUGUAAAGCAUGAAGGGAUUGGAAAUCAAGAAUGCAGUUCUAUGCAACUGCAGCUAAGAAAGCAUGAUCACAAGUCAAACAAAAAAGACGGACUAGGCGCAGAGGCCUUCAUUCCUCAAACCAUUGAGCAGAUGAGUAAAAGCCAUACUUGUGGCUUAAAAGAGUCUGAAACGGGCUUCACGUUUACUGAUCCACCAGGGCAAAAAGUCAUUCUGAGAAAUAUUAAUGACAAGGAGAAGGAUUUAUUGCAUGUGGACACAAGAAAAAGACUUAGCACAAUCGAUGAACUGGACGAGUUAUUCCCUGGGAGGGAUUCCAAUGUAUUUAUUCAAAAUUUCCUUGAAAGUAAAAAGGAAUACAACAGCAUAGGGGUCAGUGGCUUUGAAAUACGUUACCCAGAGAAACAACAAGACAAAAAAAACAAGAAAUCUCUAAUAGGUGGUAAUCAUAGUAAAAUUGUAGUAGAACAAAGGAAAAGUGAAUAUUUUGAACUAAAAGCUAAACUUCAAGGUUCACCUGACUACCUACAAGUCCUUGAAGAACAAACAGCUUUGAAUAAAAUAUAGAUCAUGCAAUCUUAUUGCCUACAGAGGACAUUUAUUUAAUGAUGAAAGUGCCUUUUGUUGACUUUUAACUUCCAAAUACUAUAUUAUAAUGAUAGGCAGAGAGGCAGGUGUAUCCAAGGGUGUCUGAUUAACAGUAGCUGCAUAUGACUUGUCAAGUAGAGGAGAGUCACCUUAAUAGAUUUUACUACAUAAAGCUCAUACCCUGUGGAAUCCUAUAGGGAUACUGCAAACUCUAUUGCCAAAGGGAUGCUUUAUACACAUUACACUGAAUUUAACCUCAAGAGGCAUAUACGUUUUGUACCUUAAAUGCAAAACCAUCGUCUCCUUGUGAUUUGUUAGAGCAAACACAAGAAACCUGGUACUGGUGUUCAUACCUCAGCUGGGUCCUUCAUCCUGCACGUGGAUUUAAGUUGGUGGAACUGGAGUAAUCCUUUUGUGGUGUUGUAAUGGCACUGUUUAAAGAUUAUCUGAAAAGUAACAAGCAUGCAAAGAGAGAACAUUCGAUAGUAUGUGUAAAUUGGUUACAUUUAUGGCCUGCAUCUUGAAACCACUGGAAUUAUAAUGUUAAAUUGUGCAAAUAUUUGUUUAAAAUAUACCAUGAAUUACAUACAUAUGAAAUAAAUUUGACCACUUGAAACAUACAUGUCUAUACAUAAAAUUAAAAAAAAAAAAAGGUAAGAAAACAGUUCAACCUGACUUCUGCAGUAUUUGUGGCAUCUGAAGAAAAUAUUUGAUGUUUAUGCAGAAUCUGCUGUAAGACUCAUCUCCAAUUAAAACUCGAGUUCCUUCUCAGUUAUGUGAAACAUUUGCAACUCUAACGGGUUGUCCGAAAUUGUCAAAGUGCUUACUGUGUGAGCGUAGCAGAAAUUAUUUUUGUAAUAUAAUUCAUAUUUAUGAAAUACUUUGUAUACUAAAUAGGAAAAUAUGUACUCCUUAAUAUGUAUUUAAUAUGCCUGACUUGUUUUCCUGAUCGCAAUGCAUUAAUCAUUCAAUAUAAAUAAAAACAGAACAAUAUACCAAACAGAAGCUGGGGGAUGUGGUGUAUAGAAUUAUCCAGAAUUAAGUGAUCAGGUAUAAUAAUAAUAAAAUUGUUCUGUACUAUUCUUGUGAAAUUAGCAUACUAUCUUAUUUCAGAUUUGUUACCAAUGGUGCAUUUUGAAAUAGAUUCAUUAGUUUUUUAGUAUCGUGUCUCAGGCAAUUAUUUGCCAUCAGUUGUCUUGCUUUUUAGGGUUCUAUAGCUUAAUCUAAAUAGUUUUCACUACAUGUAUUUACAGGAAUUCAUGGUAAGGGUAAUAUUUUAAUCGUAUAUGCAUACAUUUUCUGUUCUUAUUCUUUGUCUGUCUGCUGCCAGUCAGAAAAACUGAUCAGAACAGAAAAUAAUAUGGCAAAUGACUUCUGUUUAAACCAACAGUGUAAAAUGAAUAUAGUGGUCUCAGUUCAGAGUACUGUGUAUUUCAUAUCUAGAGAGUAAAAACUUAAAAGAAAGUAGUCAGGAGAAUGGAAAAUCCCCACUUUAUCUCACUAGUACCUUGAGAUGAGAAUGGAGAUAUGUUGGUAAAGCAUCAUACAGAAAAUAUAUACUAUGAGAUUAACAAAAGUUUCUUGACGUGAACAAGAAUUUUUCCACGCAUUUCAGUGACCUUUGGAUAAGACCCUCUAUCUCCUUUGCUUCCAGAGCCCUUUUUUCCCCUCAUUCACCUUUUAUAAUCAAUACAUAAAUCAAUCAAGAUUAGUAGGAUGUAAAUACUAAUCUUUGUCAUGAAUUUGAAACUAGCAAAUAUUACAGCAAGACCCAAUAAUACUACUGUGGAAAAGCCUGUGUCAGCUAUUUCCAUUAUAAACUGCUAAUUUCAGGGCUUUAUGACACUGCUGUAAAAUUUUUAUUCUGGAACAAUACUUGGCAAACAGCCUGCAGUAUAUUUUUACAAAGAUUAAAAGAAAUAAAAGAAAAAAACCACACUGCUUCUUUAUUCCAGAGAAAGGAAAACAAAGAGAUUUUUCUACUUUCAGACAUUUGUUUAUGCUCUUGUAACUUAGAAAGAGGGUUGUUUUAUUAUUUUCUCUGUAAUCUGAAGUAUAUAAAUUGCUUCAGAUAAUAAAAUUAUUAAUAUAAUGGCUGAAUUUCUUUCAAAAAGCUGCUGCUAUCUAUGCACAAUAAUUGACUCCAUUGAAGCUGUCACAGGAAUUUUCAGGAGAUGGAUACUAUGCACAUAUGCAUUUCUGACAUAAAAAGUUCCUCGUUGGCCAGUAAGACAAUACAUGGCCAAGACUUGAAAGAAAACAUUUGAGCUCAUUGUGUCAAGAGUCUAUGGAUUAAGGAGUGUUAAAGAUGCACUGACAUGAUAGACCGUAAUGGUUCCAUCAGCAGGCUGAGAAUAAUGGGUCGCUGUGACUGCUCUGCACAGUGCUGCAUGGCUUUGAGGAUGUGUCAAGGUUCACAGGGAUUUGCCAAAGCAUAAGGCUUCUGACACUUCAGUGCACUGUCAGAGACCGUUGUGUCCCAUACCCUUCUGCUUAGAGGAAUGUGUUAAAAAUAUGAAAAAAUAGUAAAUAAGCUAAUAGAUUUAAGUGAUGUUAAAAAAAAGGUAUGUUCAUGGCAAGUGUUGCCCUGAGUUAAUGACAAAUUAACUUGACAAAUUCCUCAGCUAAAUAAAUUAAGUUAGUUUCUCUCUCUUUUUUUUCCUUUUUUUUUUUUUUUGGUCUGCAGUCUUUGCUUUUCCAAUUAAGACAGGAAGAACUGAGCUAUUAUGCUGUACCAUUACACUGGGUCAGAUUUUCCCACGCAUUGAGGUCCCAAUCCAGUAAAGCAUUUAAGUUUAACUUAAAUCACGUGUGGAGUUAUUAUUCUUGAUCUAAUAAUGAAACACCUGCUCAAGAAUGGGGCUUAGAUGGAGUUUUGUUGUUGACUUCCAAAAGAGCAGGCACAGAAGUAUUGUGUGUAAUACAUAGAGCCCAGUUGUCUAACCAUGAACUGUUGGUUGCUUUUCUCCCAUGAGUUGUCCAGUAGCUCUUUUGGGAUUAUACAGUUGAGUGUAGGUUCACCAGCAUCAAUAAAAAUUGCACAGUCUGGACCUUCCUGUAGAAAUUGUUCCUGAGUAUGUUACAUACAUGGUGCAUUAUAUAGGCAUAAUAGUGUGAGUAAAGAAUGCAAAGUUGGCAAAACACUUUAUUUCUGUAAUAUUGUUACUUUGAAUGGCAACCUUAAUGUCAGUUUAUUUCCUCCAUGUUUUGAAAACAGCAUAUGUGUCUGUACAGCAGUUUUAGUGUAAUGUCCAUUCAAUUCUACAGUCAGUCUGUCUGGGAAAGUGACUCUUUGGAUGUGGCUUAAUGGAUCUGUCUGUUUGUUAUAUUGGUUUGAGUGGGCAUGGUUGCAAAAUGGCUGUUAAGACCCAUAGACAUAAACUAAAUCAAUGAUGGUGUUAACAUAACCUGUUGUGUUCACUGUAUUAUGAAGAAGUUUCCAUUUUUAAAUGCAAUUAAUAAAGUGUAAUCAUUUCCUUGAAAAAAGAAAAAAAAAACAAUUGUGCAAUUUUAUCAGAAAACAACUACUAUGGUACAAGAACGCAAGGCCAUUAAAUGAGCUACAUUUUGCAUUUAGUGUUCAAGAUUGACAAUGAUAUAGAAAUGUAAUAU
This is a messenger RNA of Cygnus olor (mute swan), 6544 nucleotides long. RefSeq names its product SLIT and NTRK like family member 4 (gene SLITRK4). Gene Ontology annotation, biological process: axonogenesis; positive regulation of synapse assembly; regulation of presynapse assembly. Gene Ontology annotation, cellular component: membrane; glutamatergic synapse. Gene Ontology annotation, molecular function: protein binding. The record is from RefSeq and is a predicted model, not a curated record. Lineage: Eukaryota; Metazoa; Chordata; Aves; Anseriformes; Anatidae. The transcript is spliced from 2 exons. The coding region runs from base 173 to 2911 and encodes 912 amino acids.